AUGCGCUCCGCUAUCGGCUAUAACGAGAACGGCAAGAAGGGCAACCACGGGUAUCAGAUCGACGUGGACGUUAUCGAUCCAGAUCUGCUCCACGUCAUUCCCGCGUAUCACGGGAUUAUAUUUCACUCCAUGGCUUGGUGGAUGCAGAACGUUCCCGGAAGGAGCAAGAAGAAUAGCUAUUUCCGCGGCGGGAAGCUGGUCGAAGUUUCCGACGUGGACGCGUAUCGCGAGGCGAUGCACAAUCUCGGGCAGCACCUGAAAAAUAUGGACUACCCGGGCGUGCCGUAUUUCGUCUCGUCCUCUCCGAAGCACUACAGCCCGCCGGCGAAUGCCACCAAGGCCGGCGCGUGCGGCGCGACGUCCGUAGUUAAAGCCGCCGUCGCGCAGCUAUACCCGACCACGCAGGAGACGGAAAACUUCUACGCGAUGCAGAAGCUGUCUUUAACGGGUACGGGCAGCCCGAUGCGGCUCCUCCGCGUGACGCGCCUGAGCGCGGUGCGGCCGGACGGGCAUCUCGGCCUGUGGAGCGACGACAUCGUGCGGAACCCGGAAUUUAAGGAUCUGACGAAGCGCAUGGAGAAAUGGCCGGGGGAUUGCACGCACUGGUGCCUGCCCGGCGUGCCCGACGCGUGGGUCGACCUUUAUUACACCAAUGCGCUUUUAGAACCGACGUUUGUCCAGCUCGCCAACGCGCUGCCCGCGCCGCUGCCGCCGUCCGCGGGGGGAGGAGGCUGGCGGAAGAACAAGACGGGCGGAGGAGGGGGAGAUUCGGGAGGAGGAGCAGGGGGAGGAGGGGGUGGGGAGACAACCCCUGUAGUCAACCCGCCUGUAGUCAAGCCACCUGUCAAACCACCUGCAGUCACACCCCCUGUAGUCGAUCCACCUGCAGUCAAGUCUCCAGCUAAACCACAUGCAACCAAACCUCCUGUAGUGAACCCACCUGUAGCCAAGACCCCUGCAGUCAAGCCUCCUGUUGUCAAACCCCCUGCAGUCAAACCACCUGGAGUCACACCCCCUACAACCAAACCUCCUGUAGUCAACCCUCCUACAGUCAAGCCCCCUGCAGCCAAGCCACCCGUUGUCAAUCCCCCUGCAACCAAGCCUCCUGUAGGAAACCCUCCUGUAGCCAAGACCCCUGUGGUCAAACCACCUGCAGUCACAACCCCUGCAACCAAGCCUCCUGUAGUGAAGCCGCCAUCAGCAAAAUCUCCAGCUGCCAAAUCGCCAGUGUCGUGGGAAGGUGGGGCGCAGGAGGAGGAGCAGGAGGAGCAGGGGGAAGGGGAGCAGGAGGAGCAGCAAGGGUAG
Molecule: messenger RNA, 1305 nt
Organism: Closterium sp. NIES-65
Lineage: Eukaryota; Viridiplantae; Streptophyta; Zygnematophyceae; Desmidiales; Closteriaceae
Source: the annotation of a GenBank genome assembly